Messenger RNA from Branchiostoma belcheri (Belcher's lancelet), 2034 nucleotides. RefSeq lists its product as uncharacterized. The transcript has a single exon. The record is from RefSeq and is a predicted model, not a curated record. NCBI's taxonomy places the organism in Eukaryota, Metazoa, Chordata, Leptocardii, Amphioxiformes, Branchiostomatidae. The coding region runs from base 1 to 2034 and encodes 677 amino acids.
AUGGGGAGAGUGUCUGGCAGGCGAGCUGUAAAAGCUCGGAACCGUCGCCCCCAGACCUUUUUACCUGGGAAUACCCCUUGGAACAAAGGUUUGGUAGCAGAGGGGGGACAUACGGACGCCGGUGUCUCACCCACGGAGGACGGGGAACCGACAGUGCGAGGGGGACAGACAUCAUCCACGCCAAGUACUUCGACGAUCGACUUGAAGAAAAGGUUGGAUGAAAAGACGUAUUCGAUGUUACACAGACGAGGAGACCACAUCCUCCUCCCCUGCCUUCGGAAACGAACGAAGAGAGUGGACUACACAGAGCCGAAGCGGCCGUACACCAACAACAAGGUACUUGGAAACAGGAUUGUGAACAUGGACAAGUUGGCAGAACUGGUCAAUCUUUUCAUUGCGGGCCACAGAAAAGCAAACGGAAGGUGUAAGGGCGAGUGCAGGUUCUUAAAGAACUUGGAAAGCAAGCUUGGCUUAGGUGUUAAAGAGGCGCUUUCCUGUAAGGCCUGUGGCUACAAGACAACGGCCACGGAACUGUUCCAGAGGGCCGACACGCGACGACCGGGGGCACGUGGACCGCUUGCAGUGAAGCUCAACAUCCAGGCUGUGACACCUGGGGUGAAGGACAGGUAUGGUCCUACUGCUCUGAAGCCUCUUUUUGCGUCGCUGGACAUUCCAGAUCCUGGCCGUACCACCAUGCAGAAGAAAAUGACGGAAGCAAGUGAGGUGUACGCCGACCUGAACAAGGCGCAGAUGGAACAGAACUGCGCUACAUUGGCAGAGGUGAAGCGGCAUCGUAUCGAGGCGGGACUUAGCGAAACUUCUACCAUCAUUACUGAGAGCGAUGCCGCCUACAACAACCCACCAAAGGGUAGGUCAAGGGGACAACCGGGAACUCAGGCGGAAUGUCCUACGUUUGAGAAAGAAACGGGCCAGGAUAUGCUGCUAGCAUUGACAACAACAAGUCAGCACUGUAAGGUCUGCGAAAAUCGACGACGCAGAGGGCUCCCGACCGGUCCUGGCUCCCAUAGAAAUUGUACCCAAACUUUCGACAGGACGAAGAAGAUGGGUGCUGCCGAAUACGAGAUGGCAAAGAAGAACACAGAAGCUGUGUUGAAGUGCAGUGGUCUAGCUGCCGGCACGCACUGUACGGACAAUGAUAGUAAGAACAUAAAAGGCGUGAACGACGCACUUCGCGAAGCCGGUCUCCCUCCCGCAGAAAAGCAAGACUGCAUCCUUCACCACAAAAGAAACCAUCGCGCCAGAGUGUUUCCCUUGGACCUCGAAGUUUUCCAAGGUGGGAACGCGACACAAGAGGACAGGAAGCAGAGAAGUCGCAGGGUAGGGCACUACAUUGUUGACAGGUGCGACACUGCACUACGCAGGGUUAGGAAGCUACACCGUGACUGCGACACAGACUUUUUCGACGAGGUUGACAGGUGUAUCCGCCCUACUCUUUUAAACUGCAUUGCAGGUGAUCACUCUGAGUGUACAUAUGAGACUGCGUGCCCGGAGCACAGCCUAGAACAACAUCCAGCUCCAGACAUUCCAGCAGGCGGAAACUUGGCCUUGACGAAGGGCGACCGUGACGUCCUCCAGGCUCUCGUGGACUAUCGGCUAGCUCCGGAGACAGUGAAACGCCAAAAAGGCUUAAUGACGACGAAUAAGAGUGAAAGUUUUCACAAACGCGUAACAAAGGCCUGCCCAAAGUCAAUGAAUUUUCCAACCAACUACCACGGUCGGGUCAAUGCCGCUGGCCUGGCGGACUCUAUCGGCUCGGGCGCCGCUAUCCGACGGGCGAAUGAGAUGAUGGGCGCGUCUCAUUCAGAUGGGAGUCCAGGGGCAGCUGGACUUGAGGCGAUUGACCGGGAGGAGAAGUACCACCAAGACAGAAAGAAGACAUGGAAGUACAAAAACAGGCGCUACAAGCUGGGAAAAGCCAAAGCGCACGCCAAGGUCACCAAGUCGGGAGAAGGAUACAGCACGGACUGCAUGCAUCCUAUGGUCAGGAGUGACCAUUCCUACACCAAAAACUGA